Molecule: messenger RNA, 1723 nt
Organism: Falco peregrinus (peregrine falcon)
Lineage: Eukaryota; Metazoa; Chordata; Aves; Falconiformes; Falconidae
Gene: PDZK1IP1
Product: PDZK1 interacting protein 1
Exons: 4
Coding region: 864-1217 (117 amino acids)
Source: RefSeq, a predicted model, not a curated record
AUGGGUUUGUCAGCCAUCCACACCCAGCAUGGUCUGGGAAGCUGCUUAAUUCAGGAUCUGCAGUCUUCCCUGUCCUGCAGCAUUUGCCCAGCUGAUGUGAAGGGCCAGCCUUGCUGUCUGCUGCAGGUCUUCAGGUAUUUCUACCUCUUCUGGUGUCUAAGAAAUUUUGGAGACAGCCCUGAAGGCUCAAUAAAAUGAAUGUCAAGUUUGCUCUAUUUAACAUCUCUCCGUUAAACAAGGCUUAGGAGGUGGGGGGCAGUACUUGGCAUCAAGUCUGGUUUAUUAACAGAUGUUUUUAAGCUGCAGAUGUGUUUUGCUGGGUUGUUAAUGACACUUGUUGAAAAGGAAAGGGCAAGGAAGCGCAUGGGGGCCGUGCUGGGCAGCUCCCUGCAUCUCCAGGACUUGGGGUCCGUGGGGUGGGGUGGGAUGUCAGAGCUGGGGCGUCGCUGGACCCCCGGCUCUCCUGCUGCAAGGGGGAACACUCGGGGGACACCCAGGUCCUGUUCAGCCACAUUCCCCAAGCACCGAAGUCACAGACUUACCCAUCUGGGUGUCUUUCUUCCUCCUGGCGAUGUAAAUGUUUUGUGCCUGUGUGUCCUUCCACGCCCUAAGGGGACUAUCAGGUUCGAGUCACCGUGCCCCAUAUUCCCCGCCAGCAGGAGACAGGCACCUCCUUCCACCCCUUCCCACAGCAGGAUUUGAAUAACCAGGUGUGAGCAUCAGCCUCCCUCGUUAAUACGUUUGAUAAUUGACCAGGCGCUCAUUCCCGUGGGAGGGCUGCGUGCCCGAGCGCAGCACCCUGCGAGGAGGGGCCGCCCGGCUGCUGCUCCGCACCCUGAGAGCCCGUGGCCUUGCCUGCCGCCAUGCCUGCCCGCCGCCUCCUCCUCCUCCUCCUGGGGCUGCUUCUGGCCCUGCAGCCUGCCUGCUGCCAGGAAGCCCGGGGCAAUCUCCAGCCAUGGUCACAGGGUGUCAUCGCAGUAGUUGUGUUUCUAGUCUUGGUGGCCAUCGCUUUUGUGGUUAAUAGGCUCUGGUGUAAGGAGAAAGUGGAAAAUGUCGAGACGGUGGUGAGUGUCGAGGACAAGCAGGAGGCUGUCAUGUCCAAUGGUCACGAAGGGAAAUACCUAACUGCUGCAGCCGACUUCAGGUCCAAAGAGAGCCAGCACGCUUACGAGAACACCCUGGAGCCGGAGGAGAGGGUGAUCACCACUGCCAUGUAGCAGGCACCCUGGCCGGCUGCCCUCCUUCCACCUCUCACUUUGCUUCCCGCUGUUGCGAUGGGCAUUUUCGCAGGGAUCCUCUGCACUGGCAUCCCCCGGGUGCAGCAGCUGCCUGACCUCUCCACAGCACCACCAUCUCCUGAUCUUUUCCCUUCCCCCUAGCGGGACACACACCACCCACUAGUGGCGCCCACGCUGGUUCCCGGGAGAGGUCUGGAGAUGCCACCUCUCCUGCCUGGUGGUCACCCUACCUGGUUGGGGAGGCUGAUGUCUCCCAUCCCACGGGGGUGCUGACCUGCCCCAGGCGUGGAGGGGUCCACACUGGGUGCCUGGGACCUCCCCACACCCCCAGCUGCCCUCUGGGGAGCUGCUGAUGGAAAAUCCUCUCUCUUCUCCCUGUUUUCCCUUCCUUUUUACAACCGACACCAUGCAUUUUAACAUCAGAACAAACCUUCUCCCCUGUAUAUAUCUUCCCUGUGAGCAAUAAAGAGAAUUGUUUGCCCAUA